Sapajus apella (tufted capuchin) is the source of this 2031-nucleotide messenger RNA. It is a transcript of the gene MUC7, whose product is annotated as mucin 7, secreted. The coding region runs from base 64 to 912 and encodes 282 amino acids. Lineage: Eukaryota; Metazoa; Chordata; Mammalia; Primates; Cebidae. The record is from RefSeq and is a predicted model, not a curated record. The transcript is spliced from 2 exons. Gene Ontology annotation, cellular component: extracellular exosome.
UCCCAUAAUAUCAUAACUAAUAGUAAGCCAAGUUUCUGCUUUUCCCAGGAGACAUCAGAAAGAAUGGAAACUCUGCCGCUGUUUGUGUGCAUCUGUGCACUGAGUGCUUGCUUCUCGUUCAGUGAAGGUCAUAAAAGGGAUCACGAACUACGUCACAGAAGGCAUUAUCACCAUUAUCCCGAAAAUCACUCUAAAUUACCACACCAUCCUGGACCGCUAGCUCACCACAAGCCAGUCAACCAAAACCCCCAUAAGUGUCUACACAAACGCUGUAGGCCUAAGCCUCCGCCUUCACCUAUUAAACCCCCACACAUAUUCCCAAAUCCUCACCAUCCACCUCAUUGUCCAGAUAAAAAUAACGGUGUGGCCAACCAUACCAUAUUGGCUACAACGCAAAUUCCACCUACGAGUUCCCCAUCUGCUUCCACCAAAAUUACUACCCUUCCAAAUGUGACUCCUCCUCCUCAAAAUGCUACCACCACAUCUUCAGGAGAAAAUGUUAACCCAAGCUCUUCUGUAACUACAUUAACACCAGAGAAUUCCUCAGCUCCAACAGAGGCCACAACUGCUCCAUCCAUACCUUCUGCAACUACACCAGCUCCACCACCUUCCUCAACUCCACCGGAGACUGCAACUGCCCCACCCACACCUUCUGGAACUACACCAGCUCCACCACCUUCCUCAACUCCACCGGAGACCCCAACUGCCCCAGUUACCACACCUAAUUCUUCCCCAACUACUGUUACACCUGACACAACUACACCCACACACCAAACUACUACUUCAGUCACUGCUCAAACUACUACUUCUAACCAGCCAACUUCAGCUGUCACCCAAAAUAAAAUUUCUCGAUUUCUUUUAUAUCUAAAGAGUCUACUAAACCAAAUGAUUGAUGAUGCAGUGAAGAAAUAGUAUAUUAUAUGUUGUAAAGUGUUCUGUCAUUUUCAAGAUGUGAUUUAUGAGUACAGAACUACCAUCUUUACUUUUAGCACCAAUCCCAAGAUGAAAUUUUAUUACUCUAAUUUAAAGCACUACCACUAACCUUUCAAUCUAAUUAUUCACCACCACAAGACCUAUUAACAAGACAAACUGCCUCUAUCCUACAAGCCAGGUGCAGGUUUGAGAUUCAAAAUCACUCUUUGGGGCCUGCAGAGAUAGCCUACUGAGGGCAGAGAAAUUCCUUAGGUAAAGAGAGAGUAUUGUAUGGAUCAUCAAACAUUUGCUUCUCCCUAAAUGUUGGAAACUACAAGAUCACUACCUUGUACCCCCAUCAAAAUCCCACCUGGACCAUCUAAUCCUAUAAACAUAAAGGGAUAAAGUUGGAUCUCUCCAGAUGAACAAAGACAUCUAAAUAUGUAGAUAGAAACAUUUAUCUAUCUAAAUCUAUUGGUAGACCUGUCAUUGUAUUGUUGAUUAAUAACAAACCCUUUAGAUAAUUAUAUUUAGUUUUAAAUAAAAUUUUAUUUCACAAAGUGUGAGCCAAGAAAGGGGAAAGUUGAUCUGAAGUGAAGAUUAGAAAUGAAUAACAAAAGCCUGGCAGCCAAGUAUGAACCAAGACUGGCACCAUUUUUCUGAGUGUAUAUAAUUGUUUAAACUGCAAGGUUGACAUUUAUUACAUUGUAUCUAAGUUAACUUAGAUCUGAUGUACUUGAUUCUAGCCUCUGUGAACCAUAAGAAUACAACUUUGUAUGUUCACACGGUGCUCAUAAUAUUUCACUCUCAAUUCAGUUAAUUCACAUAAAUUCCAUGUGAAAUGUAUUCAACAAUGGAAUAUUUUCUAAAACAUUUAAUAUAUAUUUGGAUGUAUUUUAAAACAUACCAAACUACUGCUUUAAUGCCAAGUUUGCAGAAUUGUCUCUGAAUAUAAAAAGCCCUGACUUUAGUUGUAAAAGAAUAAAAGUUAGCUACUUGGUAUAUGGAGAUGUUCAUUUGGGAUGUGGAGGCAAUUUUAUCUUCUGUCACUACUACUUAAAACUCUGAUGAUUAUGUUUAAUUUUUUGCUAACUAAUAAAGAUUUCAAAUGGCAAUUUA